AAGAAACAAACUUAGAAAAAAAACUGAAAAAAAAUGAAUGCUAAAGAGAAAAAAGAAUUUGAACUUAAGAAGAGUAUGGAGAUGAAAGCGAAGAUAGAAAAGUUGGACAACAUGAUAAAAAUGAUAAAUGAGAUAACUGCUACAUUUAAUAACAUUUGCGAUCAUUUAAGCGAAACUUGGAAGCCGCAGGAGCAAGAAGUAAGUAGGAUGAAUCUUGCAAAGAAUGAAGAAACAACUCUCCCACUUCCAACAUAUGAUCCAGAUUAUAUAGAAAAAAUGAAUGAUAAGAUAAUGAAUAAAAUGGAAGAAUUCUCUCAGCUUCUCAAGUUGUCAUCAGUUGAUUUGGAACAUGCUCAGAAAGUUGAAGAAGAAUGGAAUGCUAAUCAGAAUAAUCAAAAGAAACCAUAUAUUAAAUAUAAUCCUAAAGAUGAAGAAAAAAUUAUUGUAGACCUUAAAGAAGUGAUGCAAAAAACGAGUCAACAAGUUACAAAUACGUUUUCUAAGGAUUAUAAAACGUAUUUUAAAAAAUGUAAAAAUGAAGAACAACGUAUCAUUACAGAAUUGCCUUUUCUCAACCGAACAAAAUUAUAUGAUGCAAGAAGCAAAACAAAAAUCAUGUAAAGUAGAAAUUGAUAAAACUGACUCAGACAAUUCGGGACGAGUUUCAACGUUUACGGUUCUAGUAAAUAAUUUCUUAAAGGUUUAUAUAUCAUUGAAAUAUAAUGAUAUUGAUGGUUCUUCUUUAACGAUCUCAAGAAUAGCUUUUUUU
Rhizophagus irregularis DAOM 181602=DAOM 197198 is the source of this 769-nucleotide messenger RNA. The record is from RefSeq and is a predicted model, not a curated record. Lineage: Eukaryota; Fungi; Glomeromycota; Glomeromycetes; Glomerales; Glomeraceae.